Drosophila grimshawi is the source of this 828-nucleotide messenger RNA. It is a transcript of the gene SdhD, whose product is annotated as succinate dehydrogenase [ubiquinone] cytochrome b small subunit, mitochondrial. Gene Ontology annotation, cellular component: mitochondrial envelope; membrane. The transcript has 4 exons. Gene Ontology annotation, molecular function: heme binding; ubiquinone binding. The coding region runs from base 150 to 695 and encodes 181 amino acids. Gene Ontology annotation, biological process: tricarboxylic acid cycle; mitochondrial electron transport, succinate to ubiquinone. The record is from RefSeq and is a predicted model, not a curated record. Lineage: Eukaryota; Metazoa; Arthropoda; Insecta; Diptera; Drosophilidae.
AAUCGAUAGUUCUCCUCACCUCGAUUUAUAGUAGUCAUCGAUGAUUUCAGUGCUGUGAAAUUUGAGAAAAUAAGCUAGUCGGAUGUUCUGAGGAAUAACAAGUGUUUUUAUAUUUUGAACGAAAUUUCUGAUAAUACAAUUCACUAAACAUGCUGUCAUCUAUUGUAUUGCGUGGCGCAGCUCGCUGCAAUGCCGCAAAUCUUGUUAAGUCCGUGCGUCUUACGCCACUGAAGGCCUACUCCACCAUUGUGGCCAACACGCAACGUCAAGCUUUGGCAAAGCCUUUGGCACUGACCAAAUCAUUAGUGCCCAUUGCAAAGCGCGAGAUUUCAGUGAGUGCUCCUAGAAUGGCUUCAGCUUCCAGUAACCACACAGGCUUGUGGACUAUUGAGCGUAUUGUGUCUGCCGGUCUCCUGGCCGUCAUUCCUGCAGCCUUCAUUGCACCCUCGCAGAUAAUGGAUGCACUUCUAGCUGUGUCGGUUGUCAUUCACACCCAUUGGGGCGUUGAAGCUAUGGUUGUCGACUAUCUGCGUCCAGCAGUUGUUGGCAACAUUCUGCCAAAGGUUGCUCACAUUGCUCUGAUCAUAAUAUCCGUUGCUUCCCUUGGCGGCCUCUUUUACUACAUUAAAAACGAUGUGGGUCUAGCCAAUGGCAUCAAGCGCUUCUGGUCAAUCAAGGGCAAGGAAUCCGCUUAAAUGCUAACAAGGGAAAACGAGUACGGAAUCAUAUAAAAUCCAGUUAUUAAUUGUCUUUUAGUAAACGAACGAUAUGAUCUAGACGAUUGCUUGUUAGUCAUUAGCAGUAAAUAAAAAUAAAUUGUAAAAAGCA